Messenger RNA from Anisakis simplex (herring worm), 963 nucleotides. Lineage: Eukaryota; Metazoa; Nematoda; Chromadorea; Rhabditida; Anisakidae. The record is from the annotation of a GenBank genome assembly.
AUGUCGUCAACACCGCACAGUUUUUCAAACGUCUGUCUGAAAGUAGAACAAAUGCGAAUGUACGGUAAUGAGGCUGAGAAAUACCUGCAACGUUAUUUGUACCCGUGUGUCACGCUGUUUGGCCUCGCUGGUAAUCUACUCAAUUUGACUGUACUCCUCAACAGGACUAUGCGAAGCAGAUCAAACUGCUUCCUUGCGACACUAGCCGUAGCAGAUAUCGUUUUUCUUGUUCUGUUAAUCCCGAAUAUUCUCGCCAACUAUCCGAUCUUCACGAAUAAUUACUAUUAUCGUUACUUUUACUUCUAUUCAAAGGUUCACCUCCUAUCAUUGGCUAAUUGGUCAUCGUGCGUCGCGAUGUGGUGUGUCAUAGUGGUAUGUGCGGAUCGUCUGUUGGGUAUACGUCGUCCUCUGUACGUGAUAACCGAAUGGGAAUGGUAUCGCUUACCGCUGAUUAUCGCAUCGAUUGUGGUUUGUACAGGAGCGAUGACUUUCUAUCAACACUUUCAGUAUGAGUGCUUGGUGAGGUCAUAUUGUAAGGGCACACAAAUUUAUUCAAAAUGCAUCGCAGUCAAUAACGAUGGCAGGUGGUUCGGCAAUCGGACGAAUCCUUUUCCUGAGUCUUAUCGCAAAUUCAUCAACAUCAGCGUUACGGUGAAUGCCAUCUCGAUGGUUCUUUUGCCGAUAUUUCUGCUCACACUGCUGAAUCUAAUGCUGCUAUUAGUGCUGCGUAAUCGCAGUAACGAUCUUCUCAUGACCAAGAAUGGUCACAGUCCACUGAAGCAAAAAACCUCAACCAGGGACAGUCAGUAUCAACUGCAAAAAACUGAACACCGGGUAACGUUGACUGUGGCGUUGAUUGUCACAAUGUUCACGAUUACCAAUGGACCGUCAGCUGUCGUUCACCUCAUUCAAAUCGCACAUCCUCAACUACGUUUGUAUAGUAUGACUCUACUUUGCAAGUAA